Molecule: messenger RNA, 779 nt
Organism: Zootermopsis nevadensis
Lineage: Eukaryota; Metazoa; Arthropoda; Insecta; Blattodea; Termopsidae
Product: allergen Per a 4
Biological process (GO): lipid metabolic process; response to reactive oxygen species
Cellular component (GO): cytoplasm
Source: RefSeq, a predicted model, not a curated record
CAGUAUAAAAUGGAGUAAGUCAAGCCACUGCCACAGUACCGUCUCCGGUUAUAUCAGCGUUACGAUUAAGAGGUUUGACAAUAAGAAUGCUAAGGGUUCUGAUACCUUGUCUGCUCGUGAGCUCAGUCCUAGCUGCCAGCGAAGAGCAAUGCCAAGUUGGGGACGUCACAUUCACCGGUUUUGAUUUGAAUGAAUACGUGGGAACAUGGUACGAACUAUACCGCACCCAGAACGCUGGCGAGGAGGAUUAUGCCAACUGUGAGUAUGAUGACUACUUUGUGGAGGAAAAUGGGAUCGGCGUUCGAAGCGUGGCCUAUAACAUCAGAACACGCAGUUUCGAAACGUCAGUUGGUACAGUGCCUCUUUGGACGGACACCACCUUCUACAUCAGUUAUUCUAAAGACGAGCUUUGGACAAGCCAAUACUGGGUAGUGGGAACGGACUACAAGACCUAUUCUAUCCUGAGAGGUUGUCUGGCCAACGACAGUACGCACCCGCUGACGUGGGUUGCAAGUCGCACUACGUCAUUUGACGACGAAACCAAACAAGAGGUGAACAGCAUUCUGGAACAGUACGGCCUCAGCCUGGAUGACCUUCAGCCCGUCAGCCAGGGGGCAUGUGCGGAAUAUGAGAGUUCUUAAACGUCAGAAUGAUUCUGCACCAACAGACUCUAAUCUGUAGUUACUAAGGCAUCGUUAAGAAACAAACGAAACGACAAUUUUCACCACCGGAUGUGAUCCUGUAUCUCUGAAAGAAUAAAUAAAAGACUUUUGAUCAUA